Ostrea edulis (European flat oyster) is the source of this 594-nucleotide messenger RNA. RefSeq lists its product as uncharacterized. Lineage: Eukaryota; Metazoa; Mollusca; Bivalvia; Ostreida; Ostreidae. The record is from RefSeq and is a predicted model, not a curated record. The coding region runs from base 1 to 594 and encodes 197 amino acids. The transcript has 3 exons.
AUGGUUCCAAAAACUACUACAACAUCAGUCACUAGCACAACUCCAACAACUACGACAAAUCCAACAACUAUUGUAGCUCCAACAACGACUACAACUCCAACAACUACUGCAACACCAACCACUACUACAACAAUAACCUCUACAACUCCAACUCGAAUCACUACUACAACUCCAACCACUACUACAGCUCCAAUGAGUACUACAACUCCAACCACUACUACAAAUCCAACAACUCCAAAAACUAGUAUGACGUCAACCACUAGUACAGCUGCAACACCUUCUACAAAUACAACCACUGCUACAACACCAACCACUAGUAAAACAGCAACCACUACUACAACACCAACAUCUACAAUUCCAACACCUACUACAACUCUAAGCACUACUGCAACUCCAAGAAGUACUACAACACCAACCACUACCACAACAGUAACAACUUUCACAACUCCAACCACUGCCACAACUCCAACCACUUCUAAGCCAAGCACCACUACAACUCCAAUAACUGCUACAAAUCCAACCACUACUUGGACUCCGAUAAAAAUUACAGUUAAAAACAAUACUACAACUUUAACCACUACUACAACCCUAUAA